Messenger RNA from Bacillus rossius redtenbacheri, 2507 nucleotides. RefSeq names its product chitinase-like protein 3. The record is from RefSeq and is a predicted model, not a curated record. Gene Ontology annotation, biological process: chitin catabolic process; carbohydrate metabolic process. Bases 130 to 1563 code for a protein of 477 amino acids. NCBI's taxonomy places the organism in Eukaryota, Metazoa, Arthropoda, Insecta, Phasmatodea, Bacillidae. Gene Ontology annotation, cellular component: extracellular region. Gene Ontology annotation, molecular function: chitin binding; chitinase activity. The transcript is spliced from 9 exons.
AGUGUUCUCUGCUCGUCGGGGCCGCAGCAGCGCAGGGCAGAAACAGCAGCAGCCAGCAGCAGCAGCAGCAGCAGCAGCCAGCAGCAGCAGCAGCCAGCAGCAGCAGCAGCAGAAGCAGCAGCAGGCAGGAUGGCAGCGGGACCGUGGCUGCUCGUGAUGGCGGCGUGCUGCGCGCGCUCCGCGGCCGCCUUCCACGUCAUCGACGGCGCCAGCCCGCUCAACCUGGAGGAGGCCGAGGGCGUCUCGCACAACAACGUCAUGAUGUGCUACGUGUUCGCGUCGCAGCUGGACGCGACGCUCACGAAGAACCCGUUCCCGGAGUUCCUGUGCCUGUGCUCCACGCUCGUUAUCCUCAAGGCGGAACUGCUGCCCAAUGGCUUCGUGGUCGUGGAAGACCCCAUCUUCUGGAAAGGACUGAUGCAGAAGCUGCUGAUGGUGCGCAUGCGCGUGCCGCACCUCAAGGUGGUGGUGUCGGUGCACGGGUCGGCCAGCUACUCGGCCGUCACCAGCAGCCCGCUCACCAUGCUGCAGUGCGCGCGCAACAUCGCCAUGUGGCUGCGAGAGUACCGCUUCCACGGCUUCGAGAUCGACUGGCAGUACCCGUGCGUGGGGCCCGGGUCAUCUCCGCUCGACAGGGUAAACCUCCCUGUCUUCCUGAGGGCUCUGGAGCGUGAGCUGGACAAGGUCGAUGGUGAUGCGUGCAUAAUACUGAGGGUGGGGUACCAACCGUCGCUUCUCACCACGUCCUACAUACCGAAGGAGCUCGGCGGCUUCGUGGAGAAGAUCGUGCUGGACGUGCUGGACAUGCACGACAGCGCGGCGGGCACCGCGGGCUUCGACGCGCCGCUCUACUACCGCCCCGGGGACAGGGACCGCUUCAACAACGUGGACGCCGUGGUGCGGCUGUGGAGGAAGGCCGGCGUGUCCGCGGACAAGCUGGUGCUGAACGUGCCUGUGUUCGGCACCAGCUACCAGCUGGCGGAGGGCGCUCGAGUCGACCCGGGGGCUGCCACCGUGGGACCGGGCCCGCCGGCCUGGAUCACCCGCGAGCCCGGCAUCAUGUCCUACAAGGAGGUUUGUGAAUUGGUCUCCGACAAGUCGAGCGCCUGGAAGACCAUCUACGACCAGUUCGCGAUGAUCCCCUACUCCACGGACGGGAAGGCCUGGGUGAGCCACGAGAACAUCAAGUCCGUCACGUCCAAGGCACUGUACGCUAUCGCCAACGAUCUGGGCGGCGUGGCGGCCUACACGGUGGACAACGACGACGCCGAGGGCACCUGCCACCAGGAGCGCUAUCCGCUGCUCUCCGCCUUGCUAGAGGUCACCGAGCCCAAGAGGUUCCUUGCCUGCCGCAACAUGAACCUGUACGUGAACGUGUCUGCGCUGGGACAGCAGAUGAUGGGACGGCAGAUGAUGGGACAGCAGAUGAUGGGACAGCAGAUGAUGGGACAGCAGAUGAUGGGACAGCAGAUGAUGGGACAGCAGAUGAUGGGAGAGCAGAUGCCGGCCCCAGGGAUGGGCGACCCGGGGACCCAGGUGGGGCCGAACCCGCCGCGGGUCUAGGGUCGACCUGGGGACCCAGCUGGGGCUGACCUCGCCGCGGAUCUAGGGUCGACCCGGGGACCCAGCUGGGACUGACCUCACUGCGGGUCUAGGGUCGACCUGGGUACCCAGCUGCGGGUCUAGAGGCUUCGGCAGGGGAGUCUGUGCGGCGCAGUCGUUGCGGGUACUGUGUUGAACUACAGCCAACGAGGACUUUUCACCGGAAACACGUAUCUCAAUCUGGUUUCAAUAAAUUAAUCCAUUAUAACUAAAAAUUAUUUUACUCAUAUCUUCCUCUCUUGUAUUAAAUUAGGAAUAUGAUUUAGAAAGACUGCAAGGAAUUUCAAAAUACUGUGUAGUAUUUGUGAAAUGGUAUUUAAUUAAAAUGCAUUUAAUGCGUUGUUUACGUUCAUUUACACUUUCCCUAUUUUCACAACCAAAUUUUUUCUUUGUUUUUUAAAAAAAAAAUGUAUAAAAGGUUUAUAUUGUUUUACAAGAUAUUUCAAUCAUAUAAAUUUCUAGCUGUACCCUGCCACGCUUCGCUGUGGCUUCUUAGCUGAAUGUAAAAGAACAUAAUCCGUUUAGUAAACUCCGUUGAAAUCCAUGAAAACAAAAGAAUCAAGAGAAAACGCUUGUCUUUUGUUUUUAUUAGCGGGAUAAAUGUUCAUAAAAGUAAAACAGCAAUAAAAAAAUGAAGGAACGUUAGAAUUCAAAAAAUAAAUAGCCAUAAACCAUCUAGGAAAAAUUUCGCAUCGAAUGGUGGUAGUUUCAUGUCGAUACGAUCAGUGGUUUAGGCGUGAUUGAGCCUCAAACGAAGACCAUUAUCAUUAUAUAUAUAUAUAUUAUCAUACACAUUUAUAGAUUCGGUUUUUUUUAAGUUGUUUGAGGUACUUUGGAUAUUUAUAUUAAUUGUAAUAUUGAGUUUUAUUUCAUUUUUUAAAUAAAAUAAUUAUUUAAUAAUUGAG